This is a messenger RNA of Vicia faba (fava bean), 900 nucleotides long. Lineage: Eukaryota; Viridiplantae; Streptophyta; Magnoliopsida; Fabales; Fabaceae. The record is from the annotation of a GenBank genome assembly.
AUGGUUUUUGUCAAGUCUCAGAAGUCAAAGGCUUACUUCAAGAGAUACCAAGUCAAGUUUAAGAGAAGGAGAGAGGGUAAGACCGAUUACCGUGCUCGGAUUCGGUUGAUUAAUCAGGAUAAGAACAAGUACAACACUCCGAAGUAUCGGUUUGUUGUGCGAUUUACCAACAAAGAUAUUGUUGCGCAAAUAGUAUCUGCUAGUAUCGCUGGUGAUAUUGUUCUUGCAGCUGCAUAUGCACAUGAGCUGCCACAUUAUGGUCUUGAAGUAGGUCUUACCAAUUAUGCUGCAGCUUAUUGCACUGGACUCCUGUUGGCCCGUCGUGUUCUCAAAACACUUGAGAUGGAUGAAGAAUAUGAGGGAAAUGUUGAGGCUACUGGAGAAGAUUAUUCUGUGGAGCCUGCUGAUUCCAGGAGGCCAUUCCGUGCUCUCCUUGAUGUUGGUCUUGUAAAGACCACAACUGGAAACCGUGUCUUUGGUGCCCUGAAGGGAGCACUGGAUGGGGGUUUGGAUAUUCCUCACAGUGACAAAAGGUUUGCUGGUUUUGACAAGGAAAAGAAGGAGCUUGAUGCUGAGGUUCACCGCAAAUAUAUCUUUGGUGGACACGUUGCUGCCUAUAUGAAGACUUUGACUGAAGAUGAGCCUGAGAAAUACCAAACUCAUUUCAGCGAGUAUAUUAAGAAAGGAAUUGAGGCUGAUGGACUUGAGGAGCUGUACAAGAAGGUUCAUGCUGCCAUCCGUGCAGACCCCACCAUUAAGAAAGCAGAGAAGAAGGCUCCAACACAGCACAAGAGAUACAAUCUGAAAAAGCUUACCUACGAGGAGAGAAGAGCUAAGUUGAUCCAACGCUUGGAAAAUCUCAACUCUGCAGUUGAUGAAGAUGAUGAGGAUGAUGAGUGA